Molecule: messenger RNA, 23957 nt
Organism: Poecile atricapillus (Black-capped chickadee)
Lineage: Eukaryota; Metazoa; Chordata; Aves; Passeriformes; Paridae
Product: protein AHNAK2-like
Exons: 7
Coding region: 691-23397 (7568 amino acids)
Biological process (GO): regulation of RNA splicing
Cellular component (GO): cytoplasm; nucleus; costamere
Molecular function (GO): protein binding
Source: RefSeq, a predicted model, not a curated record
ACCCUGCGAGCGCCUGCAGCUGUAGGCAGCGAGCUGCGAGAGGACACGGAGCUCACAAAAACCCCUGUGCCCCCAUUCCUCAGCGUCCCCCAGCAUGGAAAGCCUGAGCAGCAGCAAGCCCAGGCUCUGUCCCCUGCUCCCGCCUCAGCUGAAGCCGUACAGCUGUUGCCCGAGCAGAGAAAGGGAUUGGAUUUCACAGGCUGUGUAAUCUGCGACAGUGCUCUCUGCCUUGGGGAUAGCAACGAGCCUCACCCAGGCUCAGCCAUCCCCUUUCUGCCCGUCAGGAACGCCCCGCUCGACAUAGAAGGAAAAUUGUUUGCUGAAUUUCUGCACAGCCCUCCUUCCAGUUGCUGGAGAGAGAGGGGGAGUGAGAAAGAGAGAGAGUUUAAGGCAGGCUCUGCACUGGUGUUCUGGGCUAUUUCAACUUCAGGGCAACUUUAGAGAACUUCAGUUAUUUUUGGUUCUGGACGACAGCUGAGACCGGCUGAGCCCCCGGGAGAUGCUGAUGCCGAUGCAGAUGCAGAGGAUGAAGAUUCUGUUAAUGAAGUGGCAGUAGAAGACAUUCGUCCAAGGCCACAAGGAUCCUCUCCAGUUUAUGAGUAUCCCAUAGAAGAGGACUAUUUAAAGCUUCAAGAGGAAAACAAAAAACAUUCUACAGACAAGUCAAAACAGAGUCAUCCACAGGAGACAAUGGAAGUGACCCUGAAAACAGAAGUGGAAGCUGGUGCUAGUGGUUUUAGUGUGAAAGGUGGAGGAAAUGAAGGAAUAUUUAUUAAAAAAGUACUUAAGGAAUCUCCUGCUUCAAAAAUAUUUAGUCUUAGAGAAGGUGAUCAGCUUCUAAGUGCCACAAUAUUUUUUGAUAAUAUCAAAUAUGAAGAUGCACUCAAGAUUCUCCAAUACUCUGAGCCAUACAGAGUCCAAUUCAGCCUCAAAAGAAAAAUUGCUGUGCAAGAAGAUCUAGAACACUCUACAGCUCAGCACAAAAAGGAAAGGAUAGGCCAGGAAAAAGAACUCAGUGACAGCAUUCCUGAAGAAACACCCCAUGUUUCAGGAAAAGACAUUUCAGAAGAAGACAGGGAAACAUUAAUUGUAAGCCAAAGGCUGGGAAGAAGUAAGAGACCUAAAAAAGAUAGAUUAUCAUGGCCGAAAUUUCAAACAAUCAAAAAUAAAAAGAUAUUGAGGCACAGAAGAUCUCAUAGUACAUCAGAUGCAUAUGAGCCUGCUAUACAGGAUAUUUCCCCUACAAGCACAGACACAGAGUCUCAAUUUCCACAAGAAGUCCAUACGAAAGAGAAGAAAGGAAGCCAAAGGAAGCUGAAGUUCCCUAGCAUUGGAUUCAGAAUGCACAGAUCCAAACCAGAACCCCAAGAGAAGCAAAAAAAAGAAAUAAAAACUACACUGAUAUCUGAAAGAGAAAACAUACAUAAAGAUGAUAUAAGCCUGGAAAAUCCUGAAAUCUUAACUCUUGAAUACACCACAUCUUCUGCUUAUGAAAUGAAAGCAGGGGAGAGAUAUGAAACUUUAACAAAAGACUUAAAAGAGAUGAAAAAUGGCAUUCCGUCUCAAGUGAAACAAUGCCCUGAGGUUGAAAUAAGCAUUAAAAAAGAAAAAGACAAGGAAGCAACAUCAAAAUUUAGUGUACCUGAAGUACCAGACAUAACAACAGAGAUACCAAAGCCCAGCUUAGAAACAGCUGAUCUGAAAGUAAGCCCAACUAAAAAAUCACCCCAAGCCUCAUCAAAAUCCCGGAAAAAGAAACAGAAAGGAACAGCAGACAAAAAAGAUGAAGAAAGCGGAAUUAACACAGACUUGAAGGGUCACACAGCUGAAGGGUCUGUACAGGUAAAAGGCCUAGAAAUAGGUACUGCUAAAGCAGAAUUACAGACAUCUGACGCACUGGAAAGAAGAGAAAAUCAAGCAGAAGAGGACAUACAGAUAGUAAAUAUUCAGAAAAUAAAUUAUGGAAUUUCAAUGCCCAAAAGAAAAGACAAAGAGACUGAUGCCACCAAACAGGGAGGUGAUGAUCCACAGUCAGUACCAGACAAAAUAGCUGAUAUGACUUCAGAGGACAGCAAGAAUUUCAGUGUGAAAUCUCUUAUGCCAGAUGCAGAAUCAGAAGUGUCUACUUGGAAAAUACAAAUGCCAUCAUUCAAAGUUGCCAAAACACCAAAAGCUGAUAUGAAAAUAGCAAGAGAAGAAAGCAGAGAGGACAGAGAAGAUAGGGUAAAAAGGGAAGGAAUAGAGGAAGACGGCAUGCCCACAAAUGAUAAAGCUUUAAAUGUAGAAAUUGGAACGAGGACAGGAGAAAAAGAUAUAGACGGGAAAGAAAGCAAAUUCAGAUUGCCAAAGUUAAAAUUCCCUACCUUUACCUGGUCAACUACAAAGGAAGAAACAGCCCAAGCUGAAGCACAGCUAAGUGAAAGAGAAGUAAAACUGAAAACCCUAGAAUAUGCAGAAGGGCUUCAGGUCAGUGGAACAACAGAAGAAGUAACAGUUCCAACUGCUGAAAUAAUGGUAGGCAUAUCCAAAGUACAACUAGAUCAGGACGACAUAAAACAAACGAAAAAAGGCAACAUGACAAGUCCAAAGAAAACAACAUUGAAAUCUUCCACAAUAAAAAUUAAUUCUGAAGAAACAAAGGGAAAAACACUGAUUACAAAAUAUGAUACAGAAAUGCAGAACAGAGAAUUCAAUAAAAAAUCAAUACACGAAACAUCAGAAGUUACAAAAUCAGACAUCCAAGUUGGCAAGGUGGACAUCACCCUCCCCUCCAUUGAUGUCACCCUUCCACAGGCCAGCGCUGACCUGCAGGCGCCUGAGGCCACCCUCAGCGUGGAAGGAGAAGCCAAAGUCCCAGAGAAGGAGGCCACCAAGACCAAGGAGGGCAAGUUCAAGAUGCCCAAGUUCGGCAUGCCUUCCUUUGGCUGGUCCAGCAGCAGAGAGGCCAAGGGCACUGUGGCCGCCGAGGUGGACGUCAGUCUCAAGGAGCCUGAAGUGACGGUGCCCUCGGCAGCCGUCCAAGCGGACGUGACGCUGCCCUCAGCGGACAUCCAAGCGCCCGGCGUGGAGGCGACGGUCGAGACCGUGGCUGUAGCAGCAGAGGGCGAGAAAGGCCGAUUCAAGAUGCCCGACGUCAAGAUGCCCAGCGUCAAGCUGCCCAAAGUCAAAGGUCCCCAGGCGCAGAUCAGCCUGCCCAAGGAUGAGGUUUCAUUGCCCAAAGGCCAGGAGGGUGAAGUCACCCUUCAAGGCCCAGAGGCCGAAGCCAGCCUGGAAAUGGCUGCCGGCAAAGCUGAGGGCAGUGGCUUGAAAAUACACAUGCCCAAAGUCAAGGUGCCCAGCGUGGUCUUCUCCAAGCCCACUGUCAAGUCUCCCAAACUGGAUGCAGACGUCAGCCUCCCACAGGCAGAGCUGAAGGCCACCGAUGCUGACGUCAGCAUUGCGGCCCCUGACAUCAAGCUGCCCUCUGUCCAAGGCUCCCUCGAGCUGCAGGCGCCCGAUGUAGACCUCAAAGCGCCCUGCGCCGAAGGCAAGCUCGAGCUGGAAGGUACUGGCUUGAAAGGCAAACUCAAGAUGCCCAAAUUUGACAAGCCCAAAUUCUCAGUGUCCUCCCCCAAAGCGGAGUUGCCCGCAGCCGAGAUCAGCGUGCCCAGCGCAGAGGUCGACCUGCCCUCUGCCACCGUGACAGCCGCGGGAGAGGGCCCGGGGCUGGGUGUCAAAGCCGACGUCCCCGGUGCCAAGACCGAAGGCGCUGGCUGGAAGCUGGAGAAGCCCUCCCUCAAGAUGCCCAAAGCUGACAUCAAAGCCCCCAAGGUGGACGUCAGCCUGCCCUCCGUCGACGUCACCCUUCCACAGGCCAGCGUUGACCUGCAGGCGCCUGAGGCCACCCUCAGCGUGGAAGGAGAAGCCAAAGUCCCAGAGAAGGAGGCCACCAAGACCAAGGACGGCAAGUUCAAGAUGCCCAAGUUCGGCAUGCCUUCCUUUGGCUGGUCCAGCAGCAGAGAGGCCAAGGGCACUGUGGCCGCCGAGGUGGACGUCAGUCUCAAGGAGCCUGAAGUGACGGUGCCCUCGGCAGCCGCCGAAGCGGACGUGACGCCGCCCUCAGCGGACAUCCAAGCGCCCGGCGUGGAAGCGACGGUCGAGACCGUGGCUGUAGCAGCAGAGGGCGAGAAAGGCCGAUUCAAGAUGCCCGACGUCAAGAUGCCCAGCGUCAAGCUGCCCAAAGUCAAAGGUCCCCAGGCGCAGAUCAGCCUGCCCAAGGCUGAGGUUUCAUUGCCCAAAGGCCAGGAGGGUGAAGUCACCCUUCAAGGCCCAGAGGCCGAAGCCAGCCUGGAAGUGGCUGCCGGCAAAGCUGAGGGCGGCGGCAUGAAAAUACACAUGCCCAAAGUCAAGGUGCCCAGCGUGGUCUUCUCCAAGCCCACUGUCAAGUCUCCCAAACUGGAUGCAGACGUCAGCCUCCCACAGGCAGAGCUGAAGGCCACCGAUGCUGACGUCAGCAUUGCGGCCCCUGACAUCAAGCUGCCCUCUGUCCAAGGCUCCCUCGAGCUGCAGGCGCCCGAUGUAGACCUCAAAGCGCCCUGCGCCGAAGGCAAGCUCGAGCUGGAAGGUACUGGCUUGAAAGGCAAACUCAAGAUGCCCAAAUUCGACAAGCCCAAAUUCUCAGUGUCCUCCCCCAAGGUGGAGUUGCCCGCAGCCGAGAUCAGCGUGCCCAGCGCAGAGGUCGACCUGCCCUCUGCCACCGUGACCGCUGCGGGAGAGGGCCUGGGGCUGGGUGUCAAAGCCGACAUCCCCGGUGCCAAGACCGACGGCGCUGGCUGGAAGCUGGAGAAGCCCUCCCUCAAGAUGCCCAAAGCUGACAUCAAAGCCCCCAAGGUGGACGUCAGCCUGCCCUCCGUCGACGUCACCCUUCCACAGGCCAGCGUUGACCUGCAGGCGCCUGAGGCCACCCUCAGCGUGGAAGGAGAAGCCAAAGUCCCAGAGAAGGAGGCCACCAAGACCAAGGACGGCAAGUUCAAGAUGCCCAAGUUCGGCAUGCCUUCCUUUGGCUGGUCCAGCAGCAGAGAGGCCAAGGGCACUGUGGCCGCCGAGGUGGACGUCAGUCUCAAGGAGCCUGAAGUGACGGUGCCCUCGGCAGCCGCCGAAGCGGACGUGACGCCGCCCUCAGCGGACAUCCAAGCGCCCGGCGUGGAGGCGACGGUCGAGACCGUGGCUGUAGCAGCAGAGGGCGAGAAAGGCCGAUUCAAGAUGCCCGACGUCAAGAUGCCCAGCGUCAAGCUGCCCAAAGUCAAAGGUCCCCAGGCGCAGAUCAGCCUGCCCAAGGCUGAGGUUUCAUUGCCCAAAGGCCAGGAGGGUGAAGUCACCCUUCAAGGCCCAGAGGCCGAAGCCAGCCUGGAAGUGGCUGCCGGCAAAGCUGAGGGCGGCGGCAUGAAAAUACACAUGCCCAAAGUCAAGGUGCCCAGCGUGGUCUUCUCCAAGCCCACUGUCAAGUCUCCCAAACUGGAUGCAGACGUCAGCCUCCCACAGGCAGAGCUGAAGGCCACCGAUGCUGACGUCAGCAUUGCGGCCCCUGACAUCAAGCUGCCCUCUGUCCAAGGCUCCCUCGAGCUGCAGGCGCCCGAUGUAGACCUCAAAGCGCCCUGCGCCGAAGGCAAGCUCGAGCUGGAAGGUACUGGCUUGAAAGGCAAACUCAAGAUGCCCAAAUUUGACAAGCCCAAAUUCUCAGUGUCCUCCCCCAAGGCGGAGUUGCCCGCAGCCGAGAUCAGCGUGCCCAGCGCAGAGGUCGACCUGCCCUCUGCCACCGUGACCGCUGCGGGAGAGGGCCUGGGGCUGGGUGUCAAAGCCGACAUCCCCGGUGCCAAGACCGACGGCGCUGGCUGGAAGCUGGAGAAGCCCUCCCUCAAGAUGCCCAAAGCUGACAUCAAAGCCCCCAAGGUGGACGUCAGCCUGCCCUCCGUCGACGUCACCCUUCCACAGGCCAGCGUUGACCUGCAGGCGCCUGAGGCCACCCUCAGCGUGGAAGGAGAAGCCAAAGUCCCAGAGAAGGAGGCCACCAAGACCAAGGACGGCAAGUUCAAGAUGCCCAAGUUCGGCAUGCCUUCCUUUGGCUGGUCCAGCAGCAGAGAGGCCAAGGGCACUGUGGCCGCCGAGGUGGACGUCAGUCUCAAGGAGCCUGAAGUGACGGUGCCCUCGGCAGCCGCCGAAGCGGACGUGACGCCGCCCUCAGCGGACAUCCAAGCGCCCGGCGUGGAGGCGACGGUCGAGACCGUGGCUGUAGCAGCAGAGGGCGAGAAAGGCCGAUUCAAGAUGCCCGACGUCAAGAUGCCCAGCGUCAAGCUGCCCAAAGUCAAAGGUCCCCAGGCGCAGAUCAGCCUGCCCAAGGCUGAGGUUUCAUUGCCCAAAGGCCAGGAGGGUGAAGUCACCCUUCAAGGCCCAGAGGCCGAAGCCAGCCUGGAAGUGGCUGCCGGCAAAGCUGAGGGCGGCGGCAUGAAAAUACACAUGCCCAAAGUCAAGGUGCCCAGCGUGGUCUUCUCCAAGCCCACUGUCAAGUCUCCCAAACUGGAUGCAGACGUCAGCCUCCCACAGGCAGAGCUGAAGGCCACCGAUGCUGACGUCAGCAUUGCGGCCCCUGACAUCAAGCUGCCCUCUGUCCAAGGCUCCCUCGAGCUGCAGGCGCCCGAUGUAGACCUCAAAGCGCCCUGCGCCGAAGGCAAGCUCGAGCUGGAAGGUACUGGCUUGAAAGGCAAACUCAAGAUGCCCAAAUUUGACAAGCCCAAAUUCUCAGUGUCCUCCCCCAAGGUGGAGUUGCCCGCAGCCGAGAUCAGCGUGCCCAGCGCAGAGGUCGACCUGCCCUCUGCCACCGUGACAGCUGCGGGAGAGGGCCUGGGGCUGGGUGUCAAAGCCGACAUCCCCGGUGCCAAGACCGAAGGCGCUGGCUGGAAGCUGGAGAAGCCCUCCCUCAAGAUGCCCAAAGCUGACAUCAAAGCCCCCAAGGUGGAUGUCAGCCUGCCCUCCGUCGACGUCACCCUUCCACAGGCCAGCGUUGACCUGCAGGCGCCUGAGGCCACCCUCAGCGUGGAAGGAGAAGCCAAAGUCCCAGAGAAGGAGGCCACCAAGACCAAGGACGGCAAGUUCAAGAUGCCCAAGUUCGGCAUGCCUUCCUUUGGCUGGUCCAGCAGCAGAGAGGCCAAGGGCACUGUGGCCGCUGAGGUGGACGUCAGUCUCAAGGAGCCUGAAGUGACGGUGCCCUCGGCAGCCGCCGAAGCGGACAUGACGCUGCCCUCAGCGGACAUCCAAGCGCCCGGCGUGGAGGCGACGGUCGAGACCGUGGCUGUAGCAGCAGAGGGCGAGAAAGGCCGAUUCAAGAUGCCCGACGUCAAGAUGCCCAGCGUCAAGCUGCCCAAAGUCAAAGGUCCCCAGGUGCAGAUCAGCCUGCCCAAGGCUGAGGUUUCAUUGCCCAAAGGCCAGGAGGGUGAAGUCACCCUUCAAGGCCCAGAGGCCGAAGCCAGCCUGGAAGUGGCUGCCGGCAAAGCUGAGGGCGGCGGCAUGAAAAUACACAUGCCCAAAGUCAAGGUGCCCAGCGUGGUCUUCUCCAAGCCCACUGUCAAGUCUCCCAAACUGGAUGCAGACGUCAGCCUCCCACAGGCAGAGCUGAAGGCCACCGAUGCUGACGUCAGCAUUGCGGCCCCUGACAUCAAGCUGCCCUCUGUCCAAGGCUCCCUCGAGCUGCAGGCGCCCGAUGUAGACCUCAAAGCGCCCUGCGCCGAAGGCAAGCUCGAGCUGGAAGGUACUGGCUUGAAAGGCAAACUCAAGAUGCCCAAAUUUGACAAGCCCAAAUUCUCAGUGUCCUCCCCCAAGGCGGAGUUGCCCGCAGCCGAGAUCAGCGUGCCCAGCGCAGAGGUCGACCUGCCCUCUGCCACCGUGACAGCCGCGGGAGAGGGCCCGGGGCUGGGUGUCAAAGCCGACGUCCCCGGUGCCAAGACCGAAGGCGCUGGCUGGAAGCUGGAGAAGCCCUCCCUCAAGAUGCCCAAAGCUGACAUCAAAGCCCCCAAGGUGGACGUCAGCCUGCCCUCCGUCGACGUCACCCUUCCACAGGCCAGCGUUGACCUGCAGGCGCCUGAGGCCACCCUCAGCGUGGAAGGAGAAGCCAAAGUCCCAGAGAAGGAGGCCACCAAGACCAAGGAUGGCAAGUUCAAGAUGCCCAAGUUCGGCAUGCCUUCCUUUGGCUGGUCCAGCAGCAGAGAGGCCAAGGGCACUGUGGCCGCCGAGGUGGACGUCAGUCUCAAGGAGCCUGAACUGACGGUGCCCUCGGCAGCCGCCGAAGCGGACAUGACGCUGCCCUCAGCGGACAUCCAAGCGCCCGGCGUGGAGGCGACGGUCGAGACCGUGGCUGUAGCAGCAGAGGGCGAGAAAGGCCGAUUCAAGAUGCCCGACGUCAAGAUGCCCAGCGUCAAGCUGCCCAAAGUCAAAGGUCCCCAGGCGCAGAUCAGCCUGCCCAAGGCUGAGGUUUCAUUGCCCAAAGGCCAGGAGGGUGAAGUCACCCUUCAAGGCCCAGAGGCCGAAGCCAGCCUGGAAGUGGCUGCCGGCAAAGCUGAGGGCGGCGGCAUGAAAAUACACAUGCCCAAAGUCAAGGUGCCCAGCGUGGUCUUCUCCAAGCCCACUGUCAAGUCUCCCAAACUGGAUGCAGACGUCAGCCUCCCACAGGCAGAGCUGAAGGCCACCGAUGCUGACGUCAGCAUUGCGGCCCCUGACAUCAAGCUGCCCUCUGUCCAAGGCUCCCUCGAGCUGCAGGCGCCCGAUGUAGACCUCAAAGCGCCCUGCGCCGAAGGCAAGCUCGAGCUGGAAGGUACUGGCUUGAAAGGCAAACUCAAGAUGCCCAAAUUUGACAAGCCCAAAUUCUCAGUGUCCUCCCCCAAGGUGGAGUUGCCCGCAGCCGAGAUCAGCGUGCCCAGCGCAGAGGUCGACCUGCCCUCUGCCACCGUGACAGCUGCGGGAGAGGGCCUGGGGCUGGGUGUCAAAGCCGACAUCCCCGGUGCCAAGACCGAAGGCGCUGGCUGGAAGCUGGAGAAGCCCUCCCUCAAGAUGCCCAAAGCUGACAUCAAAGCCCCCAAGGUGGAUGUCAGCCUGCCCUCCGUCGACGUCACCCUUCCACAGGCCAGCGUUGACCUGCAGGCGCCUGAGGCCACCCUCAGCGUGGAAGGAGAAGCCAAAGUCCCAGAGAAGGAGGCCACCAAGACCAAGGACGGCAAGUUCAAGAUGCCCAAGUUCGGCAUGCCUUCCUUUGGCUGGUCCAGCAGCAGAGAGGCCAAGGGCACUGUGGCCGCCGAGGUGGACGUCAGUCUCAAGGAGCCUGAAGUGACGGUGCCCUUGGCAGCCGCCGAAGCGGACAUGACGCUGCCCUCAGCGGACAUCCAAGCGCCCGGCGUGGAGGCGACGGUCGAGACCGUGGCUGUAGCAGCAGAGGGCGAGAAAGGCCGAUUCAAGAUGCCCGACGUCAAGAUGCCCAGCGUCAAGCUGCCCAAAGUCAAAGGUCCCCAGGCGCAGAUCAGCCUGCCCAAGGCUGAGGUUUCAUUGCCCAAAGGCCAGGAGGGUGAAGUCACCCUUCAAGGCCCAGAGGCCGAAGCCAGCCUGGAAGUGGCUGCCGGCAAAGCUGAGGGUGGCGGCAUGAAAAUACACAUGCCCAAAGUCAAGGUGCCCAGCGUGGUCUUCUCCAAGCCCACUGUCAAGUCUCCCAAACUGGAUGCAGACGUCAGCCUCCCACAGGCAGAGCUGAAGGCCACCGAUGCUGACGUCAGCAUUGCGGCCCCUGACAUCAAGCUGCCCUCUGUCCAAGGCUCCCUCGAGGUGCAGGCGCCCGAUGUAGACCUCAAAGCGCCCUGCGCCGAAGGCAAGCUCGAGCUGGAAGGUACUGGCUUGAAAGGCAAACUCAAGAUGCCCAAAUUUGACAAGCCCAAAUUCUCAGUGUCCUCCCCCAAGGCGGAGUUGCCCGCAGCCGAGAUCAGCGUGCCCAGCGCAGAGGUCGACCUGCCCUCUGCCACCGUGACAGCCGCAGGAGAGGGCCCGGGGCUGGGUGUCAAAGCCGACGUCCCCGGUGCCAAGACCGAAGGCGCUGGCUGGAAGCUGGAGAAGCCCUCCCUCAAGAUGCCCAAAGCUGACAUCAAAGCCCCCAAGGUGGACGUCAGCCUGCCCUCCGUCGACGUCACCCUUCCACAGGCCAGCGUUGACCUGCAGGCGCCUGAGGCCACCCUCAGCGUGGAAGGAGAAGCCAAAGUCCCAGAGAAGGAGGCCACCAAGACCAAGGACGGCAAGUUCAAGAUGCCCAAGUUCGGCAUGCCUUCCUUUGGCUGGUCCAGCAGCAGAGAGGCCAAGGGCACUGUGGCCGCCGAGGUGGACGUCAGUCUCAAGGAGCCUGAAGUGACGGUGCCCUUGGCAGCCGCCCAAGCGGACGUGACGCUGCCCUCAGCGGACAUCCAAGCGCCCGGCGUGGAAGUGACGGUCGAGACUGUGGCUGUAGCAGCAGAGGGCGAGAAAGGCCGAUUCAAGAUGCCCGACGUCAAGAUGCCCAGCGUCAAGCUGCCCAAAGUCAAAGGUCCCCAGGCGCAGAUCAGCCUGCCCAAGGCUGAGGUUUCAUUGCCCAAAGGCCAGGAGGGUGAAGUCACCCUUCAAGGCCCAGAGGCCGAAGCCAGCCUGGAAGUGGCUGCCGGCAAAGCUGAGGGCGGCGGCAUGAAAAUACACAUGCCCAAAGUCAAGGUGCCCAGCGUGGUCUUCUCCAAGCCCACUGUCAAGUCUCCCAAACUGGAUGCAGACGUCAGCCUCCCACAGGCAGAGCUGAAGGCCACCGAUGCUGACGUCAGCAUUGCGGCCCCUGACAUCAAGCUGCCCUCUGUCCAAGGCUCCCUCGAGCUGCAGGCGCCCGAUGUAGACCUCAAAGCGCCCUGCGCCGAAGGCAAGCUCGAGCUGGAAGGUACUGGCUUGAAAGGCAAACUCAAGAUGCCCAAAUUUGACAAGCCCAAAUUCUCAGUGUCCUCCCCCAAGGCGGAGUUGCCCGCAGCCGAGAUCAGCGUGCCCAGCGCAGAGGUCGACCUGCCCUCUGCCACCGUGACAGCCGCGGGAGAGGGCCCGGGGCUGGGUGUCAAAGCCGACGUCCCCGGUGCCAAGACCGAAGGCGCUGGCUGGAAGCUGGAGAAGCCCUCCCUCAAGAUGCCCAAAGCUGACAUCAAAGCCCCCAAGGUGGACGUCAGCCUGCCCUCCGUCGACGUCACCCUUCCACAGGCCAGCGUUGACCUGCAGGCGCCUGAGGCCACCCUCAGCGUGGAAGGAGAAGCCAAAGUCCCAGAGAAGGAGGCCACCAAGACCAAGGAUGGCAAGUUCAAGAUGCCCAAGUUCGGCAUGCCUUCCUUUGGCUGGUCCAGCAGCAGAGAGGCCAAGGGCACUGUGGCCGCCGAGGUGGACGUCAGUCUCAAGGAGCCUGAAGUGACGGUGCCCUCGGCAGCCGCCGAAGCGGACGUGACGCUGCCCUCAGCGGACAUCCAAGCGCCCGGCGUAGAGGCGACGGUCGAGACCGUGGGUGUAGCAGCAGAGGGCGAGAAAGGCCGAUUCAAGAUGCCCGACGUCAAGAUGCCCAGCGUCAAGCUGCCCAAAGUCAAAGGUCCCCAGGCGCAGAUCAGCCUGCCCAAGGCUGAGGUUUCAUUGCCCAAAGGCCAGGAGGGUGAAGUCACCCUUCAAGGCCCAGAGGCCGAAGCCAGCCUGGAAGUGGCUGCCGGCAAAGCUGAGGGUGGCGGCAUGAAAAUACACAUGCCCAAAGUCAAGGUGCCCAGCGUGGUCUUCUCCAAGCCCACUGUCAAGUCUCCCAAACUGGAUGCAGACGUCAGCCUCCCACAGGCAGAGCUGAAGGCCACCGAUGCUGACGUCAGCAUUGCGGCCCCUGACAUCAAGCUGCCCUCUGUCCAAGGCUCCCUCGAGCUGCAGGCACCCGAUGUAGACCUCAAAGCGCCCUGCGCCGAAGGCAAGCUCGAGCUGGAAGGUACUGGCUUGAAAGGCAAACUCAAGAUGCCCAAAUUUGACAAGCCCAAAUUCUCAGUGUCCUCCCCCAAAGCGGAGUUGCCCGCAGCCGAGAUCAGCGUGCCCAGCGCAGAGGUCGACCUGCCCUCUGCCACCGUGACAGCCGCGGGAGAGGGCCCGGGGCUGGGUGUCAAAGCCGACGUCCCCGGUGCCAAGACCGAAGGCGCUGGCUGGAAGCUGGAGAAGCCCUCCCUCAAGAUGCCCAAAGCUGACAUCAAAGCCCCCAAGGUGGACGUCAGCCUGCCCUCCGUCGACGUCACCCUUCCACAGGCCAGCGUUGACCUGCAGGCGCCUGAGGCCACCCUCAGCGUGGAAGGAGAAGCCAAAGUCCCAGAGAAGGAGGCCACCAAGACCAAGGACGGCAAGUUCAAGAUGCCCAAGUUCGGCAUGCCUUCCUUUGGCUGGUCCAGCAGCAGAGAGGCCAAGGGCACUGUGGCCGCCGAGGUGGACGUCAGUCUCAAGGAGCCUGAAGUGACGGUGCCCUCGGCAGCCGCCGAAGCGGACGUGACGCCGCCCUCAGCGGACAUCCAAGCGCCCGGCGUGGAGGCGACGGUCGAGACCGUGGCUGUAGCAGCAGAGGGCGAGAAAGGCCGAUUCAAGAUGCCCGACGUCAAGAUGCCCAGCGUCAAGCUGCCCAAAGUCAAAGGUCCCCAGGCGCAGAUCAGCCUGCCCAAGGCUGAGGUUUCAUUGCCCAAAGGCCAGGAGGGUGAAGUCACCCUUCAAGGCCCAGAGGCCGAAGCCAGCCUGGAAGUGGCUGCCGGCAAAGCUGAGGGCGGCGGCAUGAAAAUACACAUGCCCAAAGUCAAGGUGCCCAGCGUGGUCUUCUCCAAGCCCACUGUCAAGUCUCCCAAACUGGAUGCAGACGUCAGCCUCCCACAGGCAGAGCUGAAGGCCACCGAUGCUGACGUCAGCAUUGCGGCCCCUGACAUCAAGCUGCCCUCUGUCCAAGGCUCCCUCGAGCUGCAGGCGCCCGAUGUAGACCUCAAAGCGCCCUGCGCCGAAGGCAAGCUCGAGCUGGAAGGUACUGGCUUGAAAGGCAAACUCAAGAUGCCCAAAUUCGACAAGCCCAAAUUCUCAGUGUCCUCCCCCAAGGUGGAGUUGCCCGCAGCCGAGAUCAGCGUGCCCAGCGCAGAGGUCGACCUGCCCUCUGCCACCGUGACCGCUGCGGGAGAGGGCCUGGGGCUGGGUGUCAAAGCCGACAUCCCCGGUGCCAAGACCGACGGCGCUGGCUGGAAGCUGGAGAAGCCCUCCCUCAAGAUGCCCAAAGCUGACAUCAAAGCCCCCAAGGUGGACGUCAGCCUGCCCUCCGUCGACGUCACCCUUCCACAGGCCAGCGUUGACCUGCAGGCGCCUGAGGCCACCCUCAGCGUGGAAGGAGAAGCCAAAGUCCCAGAGAAGGAGGCCACCAAGACCAAGGACGGCAAGUUCAAGAUGCCCAAGUUCGGCAUGCCUUCCUUUGGCUGGUCCAGCAGCAGAGAGGCCAAGGGCACUAUGGCCGCCGAGGUGGACGUCAGUCUCAAGGAGCCUGAAGUGACGGUGCCCUUGGCAGCCGCCGAAGCGGACGUGACGCUGCCCUCAGCGGACAUCCAAGCGCCCGGCGUGGAAGUGACGGUCGAGACUGUGGCUGUAGCAGCAGAGGGCGAGAAAGGCCGAUUCAAGAUGCCCGACGUCAAGAUGCCCAGCGUCAAGCUGCCCAAAGUCAAAGGUCCCCAGGCGCAGAUCAGCCUGCCCAAGGCUGAGGUUUCAUUGCCCAAAGGCCAGGAGGGUGAAGUCACCCUUCAAGGCCCAGAGGCCGAAGCCAGCCUGGAAGUGGCUGCCGGCAAAGCUGAGGGCGGCGGCAUGAAAAUACACAUGCCCAAAGUCAAGGUGCCCAGCGUGGUCUUCUCCAAGCCCACUGUCAAGUCUCCCAAAUUGGAUGCAGACGUCAGCCUCCCACAGGCAGAGCUGAAGGCCACCGAUGCUGACGUCAGCAUUGCGGCCCCUGACAUCAAGCUGCCCUCUGUCCAAGGCUCCCUCGAGCUGCAGGCGCCCGAUGUAGACCUCAAAGCGCCCUGCGCCGAAGGCAAGCUCGAGCUGGAAGGUACUGGCUUGAAAGGCAAACUCAAGAUGCCCAAAUUUGACAAGCCCAAAUUCUCAGUGUCCUCCCCCAAGGCGGAGUUGCCCGCAGCCGAGACCAGCGUGCCCAGCGCAGAGGUCGACCUGCCCUCUGCCACCGUGACAGCCGCGGGAGAGGGCCCGGGGCUGGGUGUCAAAGCCGACGUCCCCGGUGCCAAGACCGAAGGCGCUGGCUGGAAGCUGGAGAAGCCCUCCCUCAAGAUGCCCAAAGCUGACAUCAAAGCCCCCAAGGUGGACGUCAGCCUGCCCUCCGUCGACGUCACCCUUCCACAGGCCAGCGUUGACCUGCAGGCGCCUGAGGCCACCCUCAGCGUGGAAGGAGAAGCCAAAGUCCCAGAGAAGGAGGCCACCAAGACCAAGGACGGCAAGUUCAAGAUGCCCAAGUUCGGCAUGCCUUCCUUUGGCUGGUCCAGCAGCAGAGAGGCCAAGGGCACUGUGGCCGCCGAGGUGGACGUCAGUCUCAAGGAGCCUGAAGUGACGGUGCCCUUGGCAGCCGCCGAAGCGGACGUGACACUGCCCUCAGCGGACAUCCAAGCGCCUGGCGUGGAAGUGACGGUCGAGACCGUGGCUGUAGCAGCAGAGGGCGAGAAAGGCCGAUUCAAGAUGCCCGACGUCAAGAUGCCCAGCGUCAAGCUGCCCAAAGUCAAAGGUCCCCAGGCGCAGAUCAGCCUGCCCAAGGCUGAGGUUUCAUUGCCCAAAGGCCAGGAGGGUGAAGUCACCCUUCAAGGCCCAGAGGCCGAAGCCAGCCUGGAAGUGGCUGCCGGCAAAGCUGAGGGUGGCGGCAUGAAAAUACACAUGCCCAAAGUCAAGGUGCCCAGCGUGGUCUUCUCCAAGCCCACUGUCAAGUCUCCCAAACUGGAUGCAGACGUCAGCCUCCCACAGGCAGAGCUGAAGGCCACCGAUGCUGACGUCAGCAUUGCGGCCCCUGACAUCAAGCUGCCCUCUGUCCAAGGCUCCCUCGAGCUGCAGGCGCCCGAUGUAGACCUCAAAGCGCCCUGCGCCGAAGGCAAGCUCGAGCUGGAAGGUACUGGCUUGAAAGGCAAACUCAAGAUGCCCAAAUUUGACAAGCCCAAAUUCUCAGUGUCCUCCCCCAAGGCGGAGUUGCCCGCAGCCGAGAUCAGCGUGCCCAGCGCAGAGGUCGACCUGCCCUCUGCCACCGUGACAGCCGCGGGAGAGGGCCCGGGGCUGGGUGUCAAAGCCGACGUCCCCGGUGCCAAGACCGAAGGCGCUGGCUGGAAGCUGGAGAAGCCCUCCCUCAAGAUGCCCAAAGCUGACAUCAAAGCCCCCAAGGUGGACGUCAGCCUGCCCUCCGUCGACGUCACCCUUCCACAGGCCAGCGUUGACCUGCAGGCGCCUGAGGCCACCCUCAGCGUGGAAGGAGAAGCCAAAGUCCCAGAGAAGGAGGCCACCAAGACCAAGGACGGCAAGUUCAAGAUGCCCAAGUUCGGCAUGCCUUCCUUUGGCUGGUCCAGCAGCAGAGAGGCCAAGGGCACUGUGGCCGCCGAGGUGGACGUCAGUCUCAAGGAGCCUGAAGUGACGGUGCCCUUGGCAGCCGCCCAAGCGGACGUGACGCUGCCCUCAGCGGACAUCCAAGCGCCCGGCGUGGAAGUGACGGUCGAGACUGUGGCUGUAGCAGCAGAGGGCGAGAAAGGCCGAUUCAAGAUGCCCGACGUCAAGAUGCCCAGCGUCAAGCUGCCCAAAGUCAAAGGUCCCCAGGCGCAGAUCAGCCUGCCCAAGGCUGAGGUUUCAUUGCCCAAAGGCCAGGAGGGUGAAGUCACCCUUCAAGGCCCAGAGGCCGAAGCCAGCCUGGAAGUGGCUGCCGGCAAAGCUGAGGGCGGCGGCAUGAAAAUACACAUGCCCAAAGUCAAGGUGCCCAGCGUGGUCUUCUCCAAGCCCACUGUCAAGUCUCCCAAACUGGAUGCAGACGUCAGCCUCCCACAGGCAGAGCUGAAGGCCACCGAUGCUGACGUCAGCAUUGCGGCCCCUGACAUCAAGCUGCCCUCUGUCCAAGGCUCCCUCGAGCUGCAGGCGCCCGAUGUAGACCUCAAAGCGCCCUGCGCCGAAGGCAAGCUCGAGCUGGAAGGUACUGGCUUGAAAGGCAAACUCAAGAUGCCCAAAUUUGACAAGCCCAAAUUCUCAGUGUCCUCCCCCAAGGCGGAGUUGCCCGCAGCCGAGAUCAGCGUGCCCAGCGCAGAGGUCGACCUGCCCUCUGCCACCGUGACAGCCGCGGGAGAGGGCCCGGGGCUGGGUGUCAAAGCCGACGUCCCCGGUGCCAAGACCGAAGGCGCUGGCUGGAAGCUGGAGAAGCCCUCCCUCAAGAUGCCCAAAGCUGACAUCAAAGCCCCCAAGGUGGACGUCAGCCUGCCCUCCGUCGACGUCACCCUUCCACAGGCCAGCGUUGACCUGCAGGCGCCUGAGGCCACCCUCAGCGUGGAAGGAGAAGCCAAAGUCCCAGAGAAGGAGGCCACCAAGACCAAGGACGGCAAGUUCAAGAUGCCCAAGUUUGGCAUGCCUUCCUUUGGCUGGUCCAGCAGCAGAGAGGCCAAGGGCACUGUGGCCGCCGAGGUGGACGUCAGUCUCAAGGAGCCUGAAGUGACGGUGCCCUUGGCAGCCGCCCAAGCGGACGUGACGCUGCCCUCAGCGGACAUCCAAGCGCCCGGCGUGGAGGCGACGGUCGAGACCGUGGCUGUAGCAGCAGAGGGCGAGAAAGGCCGAUUCAAGAUGCCCGACGUCAAGAUGCCCAGCGUCAAGCUGCCCAAAGUCAAAGGUCCCCAGGCGCAGAUCAGCCUGCCCAAGGCUGAGGUUUCAUUGCCCAAAGGCCAGGAGGGUGAAGUCACCCUUCAAGGCCCAGAGGCCGAAGCCAGCCUGGAAGUGGCUGCCGGCAAAGCUGAGGGUGGCGGCAUGAAAAUACACAUGCCCAAAGUCAAGGUGCCCAGCGUGGUCUUCUCCAAGCCCACUGUCAAGUCUCCCAAACUGGAUGCAGACGUCAGCCUCCCACAGGCAGAGCUGAAGGCCACCGAUGCUGACGUCAGCAUUGCGGCCCCUGACAUCAAGCUGCCCUCUGUCCAAGGCUCCCUCGAGCUGCAGGCGCCCGAUGUAGACCUCAAAGCGCCCUGCGCCGAAGGCAAGCUCGAGCUGGAAGGUACUGGCUUGAAAGGCAAACUCAAGAUGCCCAAAUUUGACAAGCCCAAAUUCUCAGUGUCCUCCCCCAAGGCGGAGUUGCCCGCAGCCGAGAUCAGCGUGCCCAGCGCAGAGGUCGACCUGCCCUCUGCCACCGUGACAGCCGCGGGAGAGGGCCCGGGGCUGGGUGUCAAAGCCGACGUCCCCGGUGCCAAGACCGAAGGCGCUGGCUGGAAGCUGGAGAAGCCCUCCCUCAAGAUGCCCAAAGCUGACAUCAAAGCCCCCAAGGUGGACGUCAGCCUGCCCUCCGUCGACGUCACCCUUCCACAGGCCAGCGUUGACCUGCAGGCGCCUGAGGCCACCCUCAGCGUGGAAGGAGAAGCCAAAGUCCCAGAGAAGGAGGCCACCAAGACCAAGGACGGCAAGUUCAAGAUGCCCAAGUUCGGCAUGCCUUCCUUUGGCUGGUCCAGCAGCAGAGAGGCCAAGGGCACUGUGGCCGCCGAGGUGGACGUCAGUCUCAAGGAGCCUGAAGUGACGGUGCCCUCGGCAGUCCCAGUACUGGAUAUAUCAUCGCCUGACUGUGAUGUGCAGUCUCCCACUUCUGGUGUUUCGCUGCUGUCUUCUGCUUAUAAAGAGGAGGAAUUUGGUAAAUCUCAAUCUCCUGUAUUUCGAAUCCCUAAAAUUUCCCUUUCUAAAAGUUUUAAACCUCCUGCACAAAGGCAAUCUGGGCUUGAUGUUUCUGUUUCCAAAACUCAUCCUUUAACAGAGGAAGCUUCUUCUGUUUCUUCUGAGAAUGCUGGAUAUAAAUGUUUGCCUGAUAUUAAGGGAGAGAGUGUAUCUAAAAGUACCAAAUUCAAAGUACCUGGCAUUGGUUUCUCUAAAGCUGAAGUUACUUCAUCGAAAAUUGAUCUGGAGUCCUCAUUAGAAAAGGGGGAUGAUAUUACUCUUACUAAAUAUCAAAGUAAUCUAACAGAAUCUCAAUCAAAAGUAGCAUCUCUUGCUGACGAAAAUCUUUCAGAUUUUGAAAUUUUAAGUGAUGAUGGUUUUGAGGAGCAAGGUGGUUUAAAGCUAGAGGGGAAAACAACAUCUGCUGCAAUAUCUCUGGUUGACACAGAGGUCACAGUUAAAAUUCAUAAAUUCCGAAGACCAAAAUUCAGAAUUCGAUCUAAGGGAAAAGCGUCUGAAAGUGACAUGGUUUCUAGUGUGGAAUCUGAAAUUAGCAAGGGAAGGAUAACAUCUGAUAUGACUGAUCCUGAUAUUGAAAACCCAGCUCAAAUCUCUGAUGCCCAGCUUGGUGUGAAGUUGCAUAAGCCUUCUCUUGAAGUUGUUCUGGAUGCACCAACAGUGGAUCCAAAUCUCUUACCCAUGGAGGUUACCUUGCCAAAAUUAGAAGCAGAAAUCCAUUGCCCAGAUUUAAAGUGCAAGGCAGAACAGGAAGUAAUUACGGAAGAGAGGGGUACUGAGGAGAAAGAAAACAAAUUUAAAUCAUCAAAAUUCAAACUACCUUCAUUUAGGUGGUCACCAAAGAAAGAAGCUGUUGCUUCUUCUCAUGUUGAAGAACAUCUAGAAGGACCCACUUCGUAUACUUUAUCUGGAGACAUGGAAUCUGAAUUAACUUUUCCUGCUCCUGAGAAUCAAUACAUCCAUGAAGAAUUUGAUACAACAGAAAAAGAUGGUGAAAAGGCCAAAACCAAGAAGUCCCAAUUUACCAUGCCAAAGAUCUCAUUCCCUAAAAUGAAGGGUCAGAAAGUACAGGUCUCUCUGCCUGUACUGGAAACUGAUGUUUCUGGACUCAAACAAGAAAAAGAAGGUGUUUCUGAUCAGAAGUCUGAGAAAGGGAGUAGUGGAGAAGGGGCAGGACUGGGCAUAAAAGUGCCAAAAGUUACAGUCCCAACUUUGGAAUUUUCUAAACCAGAAGCCAAAGCUCCCAAAAUGGAGAUGGAUAUUAGCAUGCCUACAGGUGAGGUCACAGUUCCUACCUGUGAAGAAGAUGAGCUGAGAAGAUUGAAAUCAGCUGCUGCUAGUGCCAGCCUCUCCACCUCAGAUAUUAAGAUGAUACCUGAAGGUUCGCUUGAGGUAAAGAGUCCUGACAUAAGCGUUGAAAGAACAUCAAGUGAAAUUGCUGUGGGUGAUGAAGAGAUAAAAGCUGAAGGUUCUGAAGGGAAAACAAAAAUGUCUAAAUUCCAAAUGCCAAAAGUAGGAAUUACACUUUCUAAAGGGAAAGGAUCACAAAAGGAUGUUGGCCAAUCCAAAUCAGAAGUCAAGGUUCCUCAGCUAAAAGCAAUGGUAGAAAUAUCUGACAUUGCUGUUGAAGCACCAGACUUGGAGGUGGAAUGUGGCACAGAAACAGAGACUUACAGCCCUGAAGCCAAAAUUACUAAACCUGACAGUAAGGCAUCAGAGGCUGAUUUUCACCUCCCAUCAGCUGAAAUUUCUGUUCCAAAAACAGACAGUGAUAUUCAGGAUUCAGAUGCAGCAGUAAAGAUCAAGAAGGAAAUAAAGCAAGAUGGAGAUGGAGAAGAGAAAGAAGGACAUUUCAAAAUGCCGAAAUUCAAACUUCCAUCCUUCAGUUGGUCACCAAAGAAGGAAGCAAGUGUUAAAUCAGAUUCUGAAGCAAAUUUGGAAGAUCAAAAGCUUGCUGUCAUGUCAAGCGGAAUAGACACAGAAGUAAAAGGAACUGCAACUGAUGAUCAAGGUAGUGGGCCAGACCUUGAUCUGGAAAUAUCUGCAGGAAAAGUUGAACAAAAAAGUCCAAUUAAAAAGCCACAGUUUGUCAUGCCUAAAAUUUCACUCUCCAAGAUCAAGGUUCCAAAAUCUCAGUCUCAUUCACCAAAAGUUGAAGCUGAUGCUACUCUUCCUAAAACAGAAAUAGAAGGUGAUGAUUCAAUUAAGAUACCUGAUAUAGAAAAAAGUCAUCCUGAAGGGACUGAAGAAGGGGCACAAAUAAGCAUAAAACUGGCUGACACUAUGGUCCACACUCUAGAGUUUUCCAGAGUAGAAACUGAAGCCUCUAAAACUGAAGUAACAGUCAGCUCAGCAAAGAUUGAUGAUUCUUUGACUCCCUCAGAGGGGAGUUUUCAACCGGUUAACUUAAUUUCAAGUUCCACCAAUGAAUGUAACAUUCAAAAAACAGGUAUUAAGCUCCCCAAAGGAGAAGCUUCAGUUGAUUUGAAGAGCCCUGAUAUAUUAACAGAAAGCUCAUCAGUUGUGGAUGGAAGAAAAGUGAAAUUGGAAGGUCCUGAAGGGAAGAUUAAAAUGCCCAAAUUCCAGAAGACAAAGUUUGGAAUCUCCCUAACAAAAGGGAAAGUCCCCGACACAGAGAUCAGCUCCCCAAAAAUAGAAACUGAGCUACCCCAGCUAAGAACAACAAACAAAAUUGCUGACAUUGCUGUGGGAGUUCCAGCAUCAGAACUUAGAUCUGAUAUGUCAGAUCCUGGAGUAGUUGAUGGUAAGAUAAAAACACCUCAAGCUCUGAUGGGUGCCAUUGAAGAUGCAAAGGUAGACAUAAGCACCCAGUCAGUGUCUAAACCAAAGACAGAGGGAGUUAUUGAGAGUCUUGAGGAGAAGGAAAUCAAAUUGAAAGAAAAAGAAAUAAAAGCUGAAGAAGUUCAGACUGAAGAAUAUCAGGGAUGGUUUAAAAUGCCAAAAUUCAGAAUACCUGCAUUUGGGAGGUCAUCCUUAAAAGAAAAAAAAAGUGAUGUUGAUAUUGAAAGAAGUAUGGAAAAGGCUCAGGCAACUAUUCCUUCUGCUAAAGUACAAACUGAAACAAGUAUUCCUGAAAAUACCUUCUCAUUACCACAUGCAGUUGCUGAAAUUACUAUUGGAAAAGAAGGGAUUCAAAAAUUAGGAGAUUCUGUGAAGUGUUCUGAUGCUUGCUUGCCAAAGAUGGAAGGAGAUAUUUCAUUAUCCACAGAAAGAACAGACAGUAGAGUGAAUAUUCCAAAAAUUGAAACUUACGCAGAUGUAGUUAAGCGCAGUGCUGAAGGACAUACUUCAGAAAUCACCGUGUCUGCAGCAGAAUUGCCUAAAUCAUACCCAAGUGCUUCAGAAACUGACAAAGAGAAGAGUUCAAUAAAUAGGUUUCCUACAAGUACUCUGACGUUUCCAGAGCAUAAAGGCAAAUCAUGGGAUAUAGAAGAUGCAAAGGUAGAAAGUUCCAUGAAGUUAGAGACAUCAGGGGUAGGAUGCAAACCAUCGUCAGCUGAAAUUACUAUGGAUGUAACACAGAAGAAAAUAGAUGUUAAUCUUCCAAAGGAAGAGCUAGAUAUUCAAAAUAAAGAGAUGGCAAUUAAAAAAGGAAAGAUAAAGGACGAGGUGAAAAUCAUAGGAAAAGACGGUGAAGAAAGUCAGUUAAAAAGGACUAUAUGUGAAUGGUCUACAACAAAAGGAUCAGAAGAUGGUACUUACGUUACUGCUAAGCUGGAAGACCUAAAGGUAGAAGUUCCAACAGUGAAGACAGAUGUUAAAAUUACUAGAGUAGAUCCUGAAAUGAAAUACCAAGUGAAAAGUGUUGAAAAGGAUGUGUCUGCAGGAGUGGAAGUGCAAGUAGAAGACAGAACAGAAACAAGUAAAAUUAAAGCAUACAAGUUUAAGAUUCCAAAGUUUGGAAUAUUGCAUUCAGAAAUCAAGGGGUUUGAAGAUAAUACCAGUUUGCCAAAGUCAGAAGCUGAUUCAGCACCUAGAAGUGAAAGAGGCACAGCAGAAAUGCAGUUACAAAAACCAGAAGGAUCAACUGGCCUGAAAAGUCCAGCUCUAGAUGAUAUAGAAGCAUCCACCAGAAUAACAGGGGAAACAGUGGACCAAACACAAGGUGUCCCAGAAGUAAGUGUAAGAAUUCCCAAACUAAAAAUACCAAGAUUCACUUUCAGAACUCUUCCAAUUGAAGCUGAUGUUUUACUGUCAAAAGUAGUAACAGAUCCAAAGGGAUCUAGUACUGACAUUGAAAUAGUGCAACUGCAAGCAAGCUCUGCUAUCCCUGAAGAAACACCAGGAACUCCAGAGGGGGGUAUUCAGAAAGCAAAAAGCAAAAUUUUAAUGCUGACUGAACCUGACAUUAAAACAGCACAAAUGACAGCUACCAUAGAGUCCUCCCUUUCAAAUGCAGGGCGAGACAUUCAUUGGUCUUAUAUAGAGGGCCAAGAGGUAAGUGAGAAAGUAGAACCUGAACAUGUUGCUAUUGAGCGGUGUGAGAUUUACACUACUGAAAUACUGAAAGAAUCAGAGGUUCUGUCAUCAGAAGUCAAAACUGCUGCUUUGGGAUUCUCAUUGCUUAAGGCAAAGUUGCCUGAAUCACACAGCGAUUUAGACGUGCUGGUCCAGCAGCCAUCUCCAACGGGAGGUGAAUCAGUGAGAAAACCUACAGGCGCUGGUGAGAGCUUCGGAGUAACAGCCCAGAGAACUGGCAGUGCUGAGCUUAAACUAUCUGACAAACCACACUGUGAGUCUGAAGAAUCUAGAGGAAAAGUAAGUUUGACAAAGUUGAAAACAUCUGCUGCUGAAGUAAAGUGUUCCAGUAAACUGGAAGAGAGUUUUCCUGAUACAUCACCUCAGGGAAUAAUAGCAGCUCCCCUCUCUGAAGAUGUAGUUGAGGCAGUGGAAGGUGAAGGAAAAGACAUAACGAAUGAGAAAGAAAAGACUGAUAGUAAAAGAUCUCCUGGAAGAUUCAAAUUUUGGCUUCCAAGUAUUGGCUUUUCUUCUUCUGGGGAUGAAACAAGCACAGAUGCAAAACCAGAAAUCAAAAAAUCAGUUCCAGAAGAUGUGAAACCUGCUGACACAUCAGAUGAUUCUGCUAAGCAGGCUGAAAAAACUGGAUGGUUUAGAUUUCCCAAGCUUGGUUUCACAUCUCCUUCUAAAAAGGCUAAGUUUGUUGACAAAGAAGAGGUGGGUGAUAAAGAGGGGAGACUCUCAGAUGAAGAUAGCCCAACAGAUAAACCAGAUGUGUUUUUUGAUGCACAAGAAAGCCUAUCACCUAAAGAGAUAGGAGAAGGUGAAAAAGCUGAAAUUGAUGGGGCCUCGUCUAUUGUGACAUCUUCAGCAAGAACUGAACUAAUCUUGUUGGAGGAAGAAAAAGAUAGUAAAUCUAAUAUUGUUGGAGAUACAACCAAAUGAAGGUUGUAUUUUCUCAAUCCUCAGUGAAAACAAAAUCAUCUGUAUGUACAGAAGAGAAUGUUUUCCUGAUUUUCUAGUAACUGAAAAUUUAAACCCAAGGCUGGUAUUCAUGAAAACACUUGAACAGAAUUUACCACAUUCAGAUUUUCAAGUAUAUGUAUGUACUAGAUUGUACACUAAUAAAAAUAGUGAUUUCUUCAUAUCUACCCCAAGGGCAAAAGUGUCAGGUGCUAUUAUGACAGAGCCCAUAGUUUGAGUAAAGUCUGAGUAGAUACCAGAACCAUGAAAGUAAAUCAUUGAAAAGCUCAAUGAUAGCAAAAGACUUGUUAAAGAGGCUUCUCAAAACACACCAGUUAUAUUUAGAUUGCAGAUUAUUUCCAGAAUGGGUUCUAAACUUGUACUAUGAGAACUAUACUUACCUGUUUAGAUUUUGGAACUUUCUGAUCUAUUUUUGCUUUGUUAUUAAAAUGUUUUUCUUUAUUUCAGCUAAGGUAGUAUGUAUAUUCCACAAACACUUUAAAAUACAAAAUAAAAAUUAAAUACUAGUGUAGAGAGACUAA